Molecule: messenger RNA, 2497 nt
Organism: Plutella xylostella (diamondback moth)
Lineage: Eukaryota; Metazoa; Arthropoda; Insecta; Lepidoptera; Plutellidae
Product: transmembrane reductase CYB561D2
Molecular function (GO): transmembrane monodehydroascorbate reductase activity
Source: RefSeq, a predicted model, not a curated record
UUUGUCAAAUUGUCAUUCGUGUUUGUGUCGUGUCAUUUAUUAGUGUUUUAAGUUAAAAUAAAUUGUAGGUUGGUACAUACUGUAUAUAUACCCACUUUUUAACGAACAAACAAAUCCUCACAGCGCAUGCUCUGUACCUAUCUGUUGCGCUCAUGCGUAACUUGUCCACAAACUGUGAAGUGAAUCGAGCAGGCUGCCGAAAUCGACUUUCUUUUACUACUCUCAACCUGUUGAACGGCCUACGUAUACGAAAAAGUGGUGAUUUAAUUUACUGUGAUGGAUUCCCUUGCAGAAGAAAGUACCUCUAAUACAAACGAAAUGCAACAAUAUGACAAAAAUGAGAAUUCAAGGCUAGUCGGCCCUCCCUCAGGACCCAAAACCAACUAUGUUAACAUGAUCAACAAUAUUUGUGGAGCGACACUUCUGUGCAUCAUAAUAUUUUGUUGCUUUAAAGAUGGAGUUACUUUGUUUUCAUUUCAUCCGAUACUGAUGACAUUAGGGUGGCUCAUGUUCAUGGCUACAGCUAUAAAUGCGAUUGCUCCAGGAGACUUAGCAACAGAAUGGAUGCCGAUUCGACUGAGAAGUGCUCGCCACUGGGUCCUGCAGCUAUGUGGUAGUACAAUUAUUUUUAUUGGAUUGAUAGUUAUUGUAACAAAUAAAUUCAUCCACGAUAAACCUCAUUUUGCAUCUUUACACUCAAAAUUUGGUUUAUCAGCAAUUAUAUUUAUGUUCAUUACAAUGACAGGAGGACUUGGAGCUCUGUACAGUAUGAAAUUAAAAAAUUAUCUACCUCCUUUGUAUACGAAACUGAUACAUGCAUUUUUUGGGGUCGUUACAUUCUCACUUGGAAUAAUAGCAAUCAUUUUGGCAUACUUUUCUACCUGGUGGACCUUUGGUGAUAUAUUGAGGUAUAUGAAUCUUGUGCUUGCUUUGAUAAUUUUACUCUUUACUGUUUUACGCCCAAGCUUAAAAAUAUAUUUUCGUUUAAAAGAACGAUUCGAGAGUCCAAAUUAAAUACUAUUUCAAUAUACCCAUAUAAUAUAUUAUCUACAACAUGAACGGUACGCUAAUAUUCUCUGUCUGUAUUAUCGAUGUUGAAUUGCUUAUGUAGUUGCGUAAUAUUAAUGUUAUUACAUAACUUUAUUUACCACAAUCCAUAAUUGCUAGUUAAUGGCCAUUGUAAUGAUUAAAUUCUUUUUAUGUACAAAUACAAAGGUGUCCCGUAAAUAGUGGACUAUCCUAUUUUGUAUGUUGGUAUCGCACAAAAUAUGCAAGUAUAAUUAGUUUAAAGAAAGUUUUCUUUAAAAAAAAACAAGCUUAGCAUGGUAGGUAUAUUUGGCUUAUAGAAUCAAAUUACGCGUAGAGAACAUAAUACAUAUAAUAAUUUAGUUAUUUGGGUCAAAAACUAAUUAAAUACAAUAGACGUAAGUAGUUACUUAUUUUUAUUAUUUUAAGUGCCUAAUUGUACCUUAGUAAGUAGUAAAUUUUAUGAUUAUAAAUAAAAAAAACAAUAAAAAAUUAAAAAUGUAUGUUGGUAGGUACUUAGAAGUAUUUAAAUAGUCAGUUACAAGAAUAUAUUAAUUGUUGUAGGGCAUACCAGUAUCCACACGAGCUACUUGUAAAGUAAGGGGCAGUUUUUAAAUCGUACUUAACUUAACCGUUGGUCAAAUCACAACCAAUAAGUGGGAGAUAGACGUUCGAGUAAGAACGCGUACUUAUAGCUCAACGAACUUUAUGUUCGUGAAAUACGCGAAUUUAAGGUAUCUAAUAAACGAAAAAGUUCGUCGAGCCACAAGCACGGCGUACUUACUCGUACGUCUAUCACACACUUUAGAUAACAACAAACCAAAUUCAUAUGCAGCUGUCAUGCUUGACUACGGAUCAAAAAACUGGCCCUCCGUAGGUAGAACAAGCACAACCACCUAGGUAUAUAAAAUAUCUAAUCCCUGAGGGGACAAAAUAUACGUUAUAUUUUGGCCCCUUUGCAUUUUAAUAAUUACUUUCCUAUAUUAGAGAAAUUCAGUAAAUAUGUGGUUAAAUAUAUAAAAUUGCGUAAAUAUACCUAGUUAGAUGCCUAAGAGUUUUGAUAAAUUUGAUUUUAUUUAGAAUGUUUACCUCAGAGAAAAUAUAUAUAUAUAGUGUAGUUAUUUUUGUAAUUGAAAUUAAAUAUUAUAUUUUCAAAAUAUUGUCUUUAUCAACGAUAAAAUCAAUGACCAACCUAUUUAUAAAAUAUUCAUAGGUUUUACUUUAUUAGAAAUAUAUCAAAAAACUUCCGAACUUAAACUGUGUGCCAAUAUUAUAUAAAAUAAAUAGAUGUCUACUUUAUCUAAAUUUUAUAGUACUUAUAAUAAUCUUGAUCUCAAAAAUAUAUGGGUAGUUAAGUAACUAUCUAGUUUUGUAGCAAUUCUAUAACAUAAGUACCUAACUAAUAUAUUCAAAUGGUUAUAGUCUAAUUAUUUAACUUUGCAUGUCACAAUAUAAUAUUAGCAGAAGCAAA